Messenger RNA from Silurus meridionalis, 1996 nucleotides. It is a transcript of the gene slc71a2b, whose product is annotated as major facilitator superfamily domain containing 14Bb. Gene Ontology annotation, biological process: transmembrane transport. Gene Ontology annotation, cellular component: membrane. Gene Ontology annotation, molecular function: transmembrane transporter activity. The coding region runs from base 168 to 1616 and encodes 482 amino acids. Lineage: Eukaryota; Metazoa; Chordata; Actinopteri; Siluriformes; Siluridae. The record is from RefSeq and is a predicted model, not a curated record. The transcript has 13 exons.
CGUAAGCGGAAGUAUCAGUGCUUUGGAGGAGCAACUUUGGCUACCAAAGUUGACGGUGUGUUAGAAGUUGGCUCUGUGGCCGCCGGUUUUGAUUAUAAAUUCAGACAAACCCUUUAAAAAAACGGACAUAAUGGACUUUUCCGCCGGCGUAGGUAGCACACUAUGAGAUGAACGAGGCACCUCGAGAACAAGGCGGCACUGACGGCAUUAUGCUGGUCAGAAGCAGUAAGGAUGUAGCUCCGCGCAGCGUUGGCCGGGCGAAGGUGACCCAUGCAGUUGUGGUCAUCUUUUUGGAAUUCUUUUCCUGGGGUCUUCUUACAACACCGAUGUUGACCGUGCUACAUGAAACAUUUCCACAGCACACAUUCCUCAUAAAUGGGCUUAUUCAAGGAGUGAAGGGAUUGCUGUCUUUUAUGAGUGCCCCACUGAUUGGUGCCUUGUCGGAUGUAUGGGGCAGGAAGUCCUUCUUGCUGUUGACAGUGUUUUUUACCUGUGCCCCCAUCCCACUGAUGAGGAUAAGCCCAUGGUGGUAUUUUGCCCUUAUCUCUGUAUCUGGAAUCUUUUCAGUCACCUUCUCUGUUAUAUUUGCAUAUGUAGCAGAUAUUACAGACGAGAAUGAAAGGAGCACAGCUUAUGGAUUGGUAUCGGCGACUUUUGCUGCCAGUUUAGUUACGAGUCCUGCUAUAGGAGCCUAUCUUUCUGACACAUACGGAGACAGUCUAGUGGUACUGGUGGCUACCAUCGUUGCUGUAACUGAUAUUCUUUUCAUACUCCUCGUUGUACCAGAGUCUCUGCCAGACAAAAAACGGCUAUCGUCAUGGGGGUUUCCAAUUUCUUGGGAGCAAGCUGACCCUUUUUCUUCUUUAAGAAAAGUGGGAAAGGACACCACAGUGCUUCUCAUAUGUGUCACAGUUUUUCUGUCAUAUCUUCCGGAGGCAGGGCAGUAUUCCAGCUUUUUCUUAUAUCUAGGACAAGUUAUUAACUUCUCAUCAACAGCAAUUGCAGCAUUCAUAGCAAUGGUUGGAAUUCUGUCUAUUAUAGCACAGACUUUGCUCCUAAGUGUGCUGAUGAAAAAAAUCGGCAAUAAGAAUACUAUGUUACUGGGUCUUGGAUUUCAGCUGUUCCAGCUGGCCUGGUAUGGCUUUGGGUCAGACACGUGGAUGAUGUGGUCAGCUGGUGCCGUGGCUGCAAUGUCCAGUAUAACCUUUCCAACAAUAAGUACCCUGGUGUCCCAUAUCACAGAUCAGGGUCAACAGGGUGCAGUGCAGGGAAUGAUAACUGGGAUUAGGGGACUGUGCAAUGGGCUUGGUCCGGCUCUCUUUGGAUUUAUCUUUUUUCUCUUCGAUGUCGAACUGAAUGCGGUGGGGCCAGUUAACCACGAUUUAGCUUCAGCUGUCACUGUUAAGAGAGCAGUCAUUCCUGGCCCUCCCUUCCUGUUUGGAGCCUGUACUGUUCUUCUAGCAUUAUUGGUUGCCUGCUUCAUUCCAGAACGCCAUACUAUGACUGUGAAAGCUUGCAGCACUCGGGUUUCACCUGUCGCAGGAACACAUUGUAACAGUUCUGCUCCUGUGAGUGAUGAGGACAUUGAACCUCUCUUGCAGGACAGCAGCAUGUAGCCAACUGAUUCUACCUGCAGCCUUUUGAGGUGUGAAAAAACAUGUGAUCUGGAAUGACAUGAACUAGAUAUAGUUUAGAGAAUCAUAUUCUUUAUAUAUAUAUAUAUAUAUGGUAUUUGUUCCAGCUCUGUCUCAGAAUGAGCUUUUUGAACUUUUUAAUUACAGUUUAACAUUAGAUAAGCUUUGCUUAUACCAGCUGAGAUGUAUUAAUAUCAUGUUAUGCUCUUAGUUGGGAAUGUGCCUUCACCAUGCAAAUUUUUUUUCUCCCUCCCUCCAGUCUCUGCUGAAUGUAUAUGAUGUACCAUAGGUCAAUGAUGUCAUUUAGUUUUUAAAUGUGUAGCACUAUAAUAGUAUUCUAUUAAAGAAAUCCAGAAAGACAA